AUGUCGCAAGCGCGGAUAUACGCGGACGUGAACGUGCAGCGGCCCAAGGAGUAUUGGGACUACGAGGCGCUCACCGUGCAGUGGGGGUAUGUCAACACGCAGGGGCCAGGACUUUUCAUCUCCAUUCAUCUCCUCUCCCUCACCCCCCCCGCCCCGCACUACCGCCCCUUCCUUCUUCCCUUUUCCCCGCGACCAGAGCGACUACGAGGUGGUGCGCAAGAUGGGGCGGCGCAUGGUUCUCCUCUUACGUUUCCGGUCCCUCCCCAUUCCCCACCCCCUCCCCACUUCCCCCCCAUUCCCUUCACCCCCCAUCCCCCACUUCUUCCGCCCUUCUUUUCUUCUCCCCCUAGCAGAGACCAGGACGACUACGAGGUGGUGCGCAAGGUGGGCGGGGAAACUACAGCGAGCGACCAGGACGACUACGAGGUGGUGCGCAAGGUGGGGCGGGGCAAGUAUAGCGAGGUGUUUGAGGGGGUCAACGCGGUCAACAGCGAGAAGUGCAUCAUCAAGAUCCUCAAACCCGUCAAGAAGAAGAAGAUCAAGCGAGAAAUUAAGAUUCUGCAGAACCUGUGCGGCGGCCCCAACAUCAUCCGCCUGCUGGACAUUGUGCGCGACCCGCAGAGCAAGACGCCGUCGCUCAUCUUUGAGUUUGUGAACAACACCGACUUCAAAGUGCUCUACCCCACGCUCUCUGAUUACGACAUCCGCUACUACAUCUACGAGCUGCUCAAGGCGUUGGACUUCUGCCAUUCACAGGGCAUCAUGCACCGGGACGUGAAGCCGCACAACGUGAUGAUCGACCACGAGCAGAGGAAGCUGCGCCUCAUCGACUGGGGCCUGGCGGAGUUCUACCACCCCAACAAGGAGUACAACGUUCGGGUGGCAUCUAGGUACUUCAAGGGUCCCGAGCUGCUAGUGGACCUGCAGGAUUAUGACUACUCGCUGGACAUGUGGAGCCUUGGCUGCAUGUUCGCUGGCAUGAUAUUCCGCAAGGAGCCUUUCUUCUACGGCCACGACAACUACGACCAGCUUGUCAAAAUCGCCAAGGUCCUGCGAACGGACGAGCUGAACAGCUACCUGGGCAAGUACAGCAUCAUGCUGGAUGGACCCUCGUCUUUUACCACCCCUCACUGUAGUCUGUUUGCCUCACCUAUCAUCAUCCUACAUGCAG
Molecule: messenger RNA, 1171 nt
Organism: Closterium sp. NIES-65
Lineage: Eukaryota; Viridiplantae; Streptophyta; Zygnematophyceae; Desmidiales; Closteriaceae
Source: the annotation of a GenBank genome assembly